AUGGUUGUUCUUUUGUACGUGAAUGAUAUGAUAAUAACAGGAAACAAUGAAGAUGAAGUUGCUAGGAUUCAAGAUGAGCUUUCCAUAAGAUUUGACAUUAAGAAGUUGGGAGAACUACACCAUUUUCUCGGCUUAGAGGUGACAAACAUGAACAAAGGGAACUUUGUCACUCAAGAAGGAUAUGCCAAGAAACUUGUUGACAGGUUUGGAUUGAAGCAAAACAAAACAUGUUCUGCUCCUCUUGAGAUAAGCACAAGGUUAAGGCGGGACGAAGGCUCACUUCUUGCAGAUCCCAAGUCUUUUCGAUCUCUUGUUGGAAGUCUCUUGUAUUUGACUAUUACAAGGUCGGACAUUGCGUUCUCGGUGGGAUAUGUCAGCAGAUUUAUGCAAAGGCCAAGAAAGCCUCACUUAAAAGCUGCAAAGAGGAUUCUAAAGUAUAUUAACUCAACAUUAGACAUGGGCUUGUUCUUCCAGAAGAAGAAGAAUUUGGUGUUAGCUGGUUAUACGGAUGCUGAUUUUGGUGGUGAUUUGGAUGACCGAAGAUCAACAUCGGGCUAUAUUUUCCUCUGUGGUGGAACAAGUGNAGAAGAAGAAUAA
Messenger RNA from Nicotiana tabacum (common tobacco), 597 nucleotides. Lineage: Eukaryota; Viridiplantae; Streptophyta; Magnoliopsida; Solanales; Solanaceae. The record is from RefSeq and is a predicted model, not a curated record.